AUGCCACUAUUUAAUGGAAAAAUGAAUCAUUUCAAUCUAGACAAGGAAACAAAAGAAGCAAGCAACUCGAAUAAUAAUGAUGGAACUUUGGUAAAUUUUUUUAAUAUAAAAAAAACUAACAAUGUUUACAUGAAAUUCGAUAAAGGAUAUAAAUUAUGUACACUGAAAGAUAUUAAUUUUAAUGGAGAUUACCUAAUUAAAAGGAAAAGGAAAAAAAGAGAUUUCAUUAUAAAAAAUAAGGAAUUAAUUUUACCAAAUAAAUAUGAUUAUUUUUUAACAAGAAAAUCUCAAGUGUGUAACAUCCCUGAUGUUAAUACUAUGAGUUACAACCUGAAUAACAUCCACGACAUUUAUUACACUCACAAAGAAGAGUCAGAUAUAUGUGAUAUAAUUAUAAAAAGAUACAAUGAAAAUAUAUACUUGAGCAUAUUUAAUAAUAUGCUUAUUAUGAUAAAUCCAAGUGAAUACGUGAAUGCAUUUUAUAAAUUACUUUUUAAAACGAAAAAUAAAAAUAGUUAUAUAUUAAGUUCAUUUAUUAAUUAUGCUACUGGAAAGUAUUUAGCAAUAGAAGAAGAAAAUGUAGAAGAAGAAUUAGGAGAAGAACUAGAAGAAGAACUAGAAGGAGAACUAGAAGAAGAUUUAGAAGGAAAUGAACAAAAAAAUUCAGAUGGUACAUCUAACGAAAGUUCCGAUGAGAUAAAAAAAAAGAUAUUAAAAUAUGUAAAGCAAAAACCUUAUCUCAAUAUAAGGAAUAUAUAUGAUUUACAAAAAUUAAAAAAAAAGGAAAAAAAAAAUUUAAUUGAAAUAAAAAAUGAUUUAUUCAUUAAUAGAUACAGAGAUAUUAUCGAUAUGCAUAAGGAUAUCUCGAUCAAAUCUAAAAUAAAAUAUAGCAUGUUGUACAAUAUUAACAUGGGUGCGUGGGAUGAAGCAGCUAUGGAUAGUUCCGAAGAUGUAGCUGGUGGUAUUACGGACGAUGUAGCUAGACAUGCUGCUGAAGAUGAAGUUAAUGGUUCUUACGAUGAUAUUUCAAAUUCACAGUGUUGCACCACCAACACGUAUCGCAAUAAAAUUACGAAGAAGUCAAAACAAACUCGCAGUUUCAGCAACAUAUAUGCCUCAAACAAAUCAACAUUAAGUUCGUCGGAGAAUAAAAAUAAAUUAUUAUUUGUAUAUGGGGAGAAGUACAGUAAUCAGAAUAUAAUAAAUUUGUACAUUUUCAAACAUAUAAUAAAGAAAGAGAAAAAAAGGAAAUUAUAUCAUGCAUAUAAAAGGGUUAUGAAUAUACUUAAUUUAUUUUUUUGUCACAAGUACUAUAAUUUUAUAAUCCAUUUGAGUAAUAAUAAAGAAAUUCUGUAUUUUAAUGUCUCUCCUUGGUUGUUAAUGGAUAAAGAUAAUGUAACAAAUAUGUGCACGAAAAUAAUUAAUUUUUCUGAACAGCUGUUAAGGAGUGCGGAUAAUGAAAAUUGUAAAGAAAAUGGUACAAUAAAUAACAAGAAUUUUAAUGACCUUAACGUGUCAGGUGAUUUGGAAUACAAGAAAAAUACUAAAAAUUGUAGUAAAGAUAUAGAAAAAAGUAUUAACAAUGAACAUACGACGGAUAAUGCAAAAAAAUGUAUGUGUGAUAUUAAUAAAAAGAAUUAUACUGAGAAUGAAUUGUUUAAAAAUAAUUUUAUUAAAAUCCCACGCAUUUUUUUCUUCCUCCUAAGAGGUGCACUAAUAGACAGUAAUAAUAAAUAUUUUAAACAAUUAAAAUUACACCCUCUAGAUGUAAAAAAAAUAUAUAAAAAUUAUAUAGAACCUCUUGAGAUAGACCUUGAAGUGGCGAAGUUAAAAAGAACGUUUUCUAAUUUUUUAGAAUUAGGUUUUACACAUGAAAAUAUAACAUGUAUAAUUAAAAUAAUUUUUGCAAUUAUCUUCAUAAAUGUAUAUAUGAAAAUAAAAACAUGCUUGAAAAUAAAUGAGCAAGAAACAUUAAAUGCUUUACAAAUACAACUAAUCAAAAUUUCGGAUUAUAUAAAAUUAAGAAAAGUCAAUAUGAAAAAUGAAAAAGGAAAUAUACAAACAAAAGAGGAAAAUUACUAUUUACAUAAUUUUCUUAAUUUUAAUUAUGAUAAUUAUAUAAGUGAUUGUUUAAGUUCCUUUUCCGAAAAAAAGUGUGAUAUUAAUACUAUAGCUCAUGUUAUCAAAAGUACCUAUAUGAAUAAAAAAAAAAAUAAUGAAAGAAGAUGGUCAAUCCAGAGGGAAAAUCAUUGUAAUAAUAAUGCAAAUAGGGGAGCAAUAACACAAAAAAGAGGUUCAUCGAAAUAUGAUGGGAAGAACAUGGAAGAGGGAAGUGAACUAAGAAAUGAAAAAAGCACCAAACGAAAAACUAGUGCAGAGGCAGUCAGUAAUGAUGACGAUACCUAUGAAAAUGGAAAUUAUUACAAUACCAGGAAAAGAACAGAUGAACUGAAGAACAGGAGUUAUAACUAUUAUAAACACAUAAGAAAUAUAGUAAGAAAUGAGUCAAAUUAUUUCGUGGUAUUCGCUGGUCAUAUAAUCGAAGAAUACAUAUCCUUUUUACUAGGUGUUGAUUUAAAUGUUCUUAUAAAUGUUUUAAGUAAUACAAUAAAAUUAAAAAAUUUGUGUUCAACUAUUUUCUUCAGAUUAAAAAUAAAAAUAAUAAAGCAUGUGAACGAAUACCUAAAACGUAUAAACUCAAAUACAACACCUAUUAAUCAUUCGUUAUAUAUUUAUUGCAAUAGUGGAUUAAAGGAAAAUAUAGUGCAAACGAAUAAUAAUGAAAAAAAAAAAGAGAAGAUAAAUAACAAUUUAUGUGAACUUAUUAAUAAUAUAUACAGUGAAAUAGUACACUCCUAUUAUUUAAAAAUGUCUAUGUUUAAUAAUGAUUGUUGUAUUGUGCAUGCAAUAAAUGAGCUAAAUACUAAAAAAGGAAAAAAAAGAAAAAAUAAUUAUGAUGAUGUCAUCAACAGUAGUAUUCAAAAAUAUAAAAGUAUUAGUAAUAAUAUGUACAAAAAUAGUAUAAAAGGUUCUUAUAUUUUUCAUUUUAACAAAAAUAAAAUAUUACAUUUAUUAGAAAAAUACACAUACAAGUAUUUAAGUGUCCUUGAGCAUCAACAAUCGCACGAAUGGUGCGAAACGCAAGGACAGUUGGGUGUAAAUUCAAGCACACUGAUAAAAGCGGAAUAUUAUAAAUUUAUGUAUAUAUUUCACUAUUUAGUGAAAAAAUUAACACGAUAUUAUAACGAUUUAUAUAUCAGAAUGACAAAUAAUGAUAAUGGAAGCAGAAAUAAUUUCGUCCGUAAUUAUACUAGCAUUCCUAUAGAGAAACAUAGUACAGAUGAUGACAGCGAUAUUUGUGUAGAGAAAAUAGUUAAAAAGUUCAUAGAAGAGAUAACAAAAGAUGAUAACAUGAAUGAUAAUAAGUGUAUAAACAAAAUGCAAAGAUAUAAAAUAGAAAAAAAAAAAAAAAAAAAAAAAAAAAACUUUUCUAUAGUACAUUACAAUGACAAAAAAACAAGGUACAAAUGUAAUAAUAUGAUUUUUGACAAUAUAAAAGAUGUGUGUGCGUUAUGUGAUAUUAUCGAAAUUGUAGAAAAUAGUGAGAUGAAAUUUUUAAGAAAUAUAUUUUUUAAAAAUUCCAUUCCAUUGAAAAGUGUAAAAAGUGAUCUGUUGUAUAGUGAAAUAUGCUUUUUUAUAAAUAUUAUAAAAAAUACAUAUGAAAAAUUUUACGUACUUGUUUUCAACGAAAGGCAGAGAAAGACUAUGGAUAAUUCUUAUUAUCCUAAAUAUAUAUCAGCAUAUUUAAAAUAUAAUAAAUCUGCAUUUGAUAAUGACUAUGUUAGUAGUUCUGGUAGUAAUAUUUUAAAUAAUAAUUUUUCCUUACCAAUUAAUAACUUUUUUUCUCAUAAUAUAAAAUCAAGUAAAAAUUUUUUUUUGGCAAACUCGGGUAGCAAGUCAGUGGGACUCAUAGAUGAUUUUUGUGAAUUAGAAAAAAAAAUAAAUAAGCAACAUAUAAUAUGUGUAAUAAAUAUGCUAAAUUUAAAGGCCAUUUUUACGUAUCAGUUAAAAUAUUUAUACUAUAGUUUAACGUACAUAAGUUUUAUUAAGAAGUACAUACUAUUUUGUAUUCACAUUAGUAAGGACGAUGACUUAAUGAAGCUUGUGAAUUAUUACAAGGAAAGGUGCAAACAGAAAUGUAAAAAUAACUUGAUUCAUAGUAGAGAACAGAAGAGAUAUUCGAAUGAUUCAAUAAUUAGAGUAAAUAAGGGCAUACGCUUGGACACUCACAAGAUUAACACAAACACAUACGGAAAUGCAAAUAAUAAUGCCAUUACGGAUAGUAAUACUACUACGAAUAAUAAUACAAGUGCUAGUACAUUUAGUAGUAGCAAAAAAUCUGAGGAAGUGGGGAGAAACAAUAAUGCGUUAAAAAAUGAAGGAAUUAUAAAAAAGAAGGAAAAAAAAAAAAAAAUAGAUGCUCUGCAUUUUAGUUAUUUAAAUUACCUGUCCAUGAAGGAAAAAGAAGAUUUGUGUAAAAUUAUUUUAUACAACUUUAAGAUAACAAAAGAUAUACUCUAUUUUAACAAUUAUAUAUUUAUAAGAAAAAACGUUUAUUUCAUUUUAGCUCAUAUGAAAGACGAAUUUAUAAAAUUGAUAAUUCCUCAUAUUCGAAAAAUAGAGAAUUGUUAUAUAGCUUACAAGAACAGAAAAGUAAAAUAUUUUUAUAGGGACAAAAUCAUAAUCGUGCAAAAUUAUAUGAGAAAGUUUCUGUUUUUUUAUAAUAUGAACAAAGUAGAAAGACAAAAAAACUUACUUGUUUCAUUUUUAAUAUUUUAUAGCUAUAUCAUUAAAAAUAAAAAUUUCGACGAAACAAAAGAAAUGUUAGAAUUUUGUAAAAAAAAUUUUAUGAAGAAAGAAAAACAGUUAAUUAGAUAUGCCGCAUGUGUAUAUAUACAAUCCUGGUAUAGAAAAGUAGUACAACAGAGAAAAUACAAAUUAUUAAAAUUAGAAUUAUCGAAAAAAAAAGCUAUAGAAAAUAUAAAUAUAGUAAUUAAAAUGUACAUAACACAAUUAAAAACAAUAAAAAAUUUGAAUGAUGUAAUUAUACCUAACAGAAGUGCUACAUUAAUUCAGUCCUAUUUUAGAAAAUAUAUCUGUCUAAAUAAUUUUCAAAAAAAGCUACUUUUAAAAAUAUGUUUUUUAUCUAUUAAAAGAAAAUAUUUGACUUAUUCUAAUGUAGUAACUAAAGUGAAUUAUCAUUAUUUACUAAAAAAUAUAUAUAGUAGAAAUAUAAUACAAGGUCAACUUAAAAUACCUGAAGCAGUAAUUAAGAUACAAAGUAAGUACAAAGCAUAUAUUGUUAAAAAACAGUAUAUUAUGUUAGUAAAUGCUAUUUAUUUUACUCAAGCAUAUGUACAUACAUGCAUAGAAAUAAUCAGAUAUAAUAAAAUAAAAACAAGUGCUAUAAUUAUACAGAAGUGGUGGAGAAACUUUUGCAAAUUAAAAAGAGUUUUUGAACAAGUACAAUUAAAUAUAUAUAGUAAUGAAUACGACAAAAAAAGGUAUUACUUUUUAAAUAAAAAUAAUUUUCCGUUUUAUAAUUAUUACCUUUUAAAAGAACAAAAAUCGAUGAAAUUGUUAACAUAUCAUAUUUUACUAAAACAAUGGUAUUUUUUUUAUUUUAAAAAAUUUCAAAAAAAAAAUCAUACAUUUAAUAUUGUUUUUAAUUUAAAAUUAUAUAAAAAUAUUUCAUACCAUUACUCUCUCCCUUGGGCAUACAAAAUAAAUUCAAUACUUAAAAUAAUUCAUAUGAAACAAAUGUUUCAAAAAUGCACUAGUAAUAAUCAGAACACCAUUUUUAACGUACCUGUUUUUGAGUCCAUACAAAUAUUUGUUGGGAGAACGCACACAAUUCUUUUAAUAAGCCAAAGUGUCACCAAUGAGCGAAACACCAUGGGUGCAAAUAGUUCUAACUGCACCAGUAGUAGUAGCAAAAAAUUAUAUGCUAGAUUUGUUUACAGCCUUGGAUCAAAUGAUUAUGGCCAGUUAGGUUACUAUAAUUUAUUCGAAAAAAAUUUCAAUUAUCAUACUAGUAGUUUUCCCAAGCGGAUAGAAACUUCUGUGGACGACAAGAAAUAUACACAAUGCAUGGGUAGCAUGUUCCCGGGACCUAAUGACAGAUCACAUACUAUGGGAACAUAUCAGAGGAAGGGAUGCUACAACUAUAUGAGUUCUAAUGGAAACACUGAUAAUAUCUGUAGCGUGAAUGUAGAAGCGAACAGGAAUUCUAUAACAAGAGAUAGUAAACUUAGAAAAACUGAAAGCGUGAGGAGCACAAGAAAAAAUAGUUCAUACUAUGAUACUACGCUUAGAAGUCUCGGAAGCAGCGAGAACGACAAGGGAGACAGCAGCUACAACAGGAAUAAGACUGCUCCUUCAAGCACAAGAAGAAGCUGCAACAGUAAUAACUGGGAAAAAGAAACUUAUGCCCCCGAAUACGAAAAAAAAAAAAAUAUAAUAAAUAAAAUAAAUAAUAUCAACAGCAAUAAUAUUAAUAAUAGAAACAGUAAUAAUGGUAAUAAUAAUAUUAAUAGUAAAAAUAAUUACCGUAAAAGUGAUAGUACUAAUAUUACCAACCUAUGCAGUAGGUAUCAGAAAAGUUUGCAAUAUUUGACUUUUGAAUAUAAGCAAAAUUAUACUAUUUCGAAGAGUUUUUUUAUAGAUUCGUGUGAACAGUCCUUAUGUGAUAUUGUGAAUUAUAAAAUAAUAGAAAAAAAAAAUAAAAAAGGGGAAAUUGAAAAGAUAGUUGAAUUUACAAAAGUAAUAAAUGAAACAAAUAAAAUUACUAAUAUUAGCUGCGGGUCAGAACACACAUUAGCACUUAGUGAAAAUGGAAAUUUGUACUCCUGGGGUAGUAACAUGUUUGGACAAUGUGGUCAGAAAUAUGAAAAAACUGUAAUUAGAUAUCCUAAAAUUAUUAAAUAUUUUUUAAAAAAUAAAAUUUAUAUUAAAAAUAUGAAUUGUGCAUCAUAUCACAGUGCUUAUAUUACUAGAACAAAUGAUUUAUAUAUUAGUGGGAAUUUUCUUUUUAUUAAUUUGAAAUAUUUUAAUAAGAAUAUUUUCGAGCCAAUAUUUUUAAUAUCUAGUUGUCAUGAUAUCAUAUGUAAAGAUAGCUUUAACAUAUGUUUAAGAGUAAAUAAGAAUUCGCUUUACAUAUGGGGUAAUAAUUAUAAAUGCAUACUAGGAUUAAAUAAACAAAAAUUAAGAAAUCUAGAUGAAAUUUCUCUCUAUCCUUUAACAACAAUUUCAUCAAAUAUUAUUGUUAACAAAAUUGCGUGCUCCGAUAAUUUCGUAUGUUUAAUAACUAAACUCAAUUCUCAUAAAUAUUCCGUGUACAUGUGGGGACAAUUCUCUCUUAUAGAAAAAAAAGAAGAGAGCACUUCAUCUUCCGUUGCAACAAAUAUUAAUAAUAUAUUUUCUAAGUUUCGAAUUAAAGCUACUAUGAAGAAUACUAAAAAGGAAGAGGAAAAAAAUACUGAUGAUAAUUGUUCAAAACAAAAAAUAAUAUUUAUUGCGAAACCUUCACCUGUUCAUAACGAUCUCUGGGAUGAUAUGGAGGCCAUUGAUAUAUGCUGUGAUUUGCACGAAAUUUUGGUUCUAAUGAACAAUCUGGGCCUGUAUGGAUUCAACUCAGUAGAAAUCCCAAACUGUGAUAAGAAGGGAGAAGUAAAAGAAACGAAUGUAUCAUUCAACUUUUAUAAUAGAAGAGAAAUAGAAAAGAAAAAGGAAAAAAAAAUAGCUUAUGAAGAACCUGAAAUAUAUGAACAAAUAGAAGUUUUAAAUCCAUCACUGUAUAUGUUUAAAUAUUUUAAACCGUCCUAUUUUAAUAUAAAAAAAAUUAAUUGUAGUUAUAAUAAAAAUAGCUUAUCAAUUAUGAAUGCAACAAUGGGAGAAUAUGAAAUUCCAAAGUUUAACAAAAAGUUGGAAUUCAUCACACCGUCUGGUGAUAUUGCACAAUUUCCAGAAAAAAUAAGAGAAGUUAUUUUGCAAAAGGCUAAAGAGGAAAGUACUAAAUGGAUCAAGUCAACUGACGAUCCUUAUAUAAAUCAUUUCCAAAUAAAAAAUUCUAGUGACUCGGAUAGUAACAAUUAG
Plasmodium malariae is the source of this 8154-nucleotide messenger RNA. Its product is annotated as cell cycle associated protein, putative. The coding region runs from base 1 to 8154 and encodes 2717 amino acids. Gene Ontology annotation, molecular function: protein binding. The record is from RefSeq and is a predicted model, not a curated record. NCBI's taxonomy places the organism in Eukaryota, Apicomplexa, Aconoidasida, Haemosporida, Plasmodiidae. The transcript has 5 exons.